This is a messenger RNA of Mucor mucedo, 714 nucleotides long. Its product is annotated as glycosyltransferase. The transcript is spliced from 2 exons. Lineage: Eukaryota; Fungi; Mucoromycota; Mucoromycetes; Mucorales; Mucoraceae. Gene Ontology annotation, cellular component: endoplasmic reticulum. The record is from RefSeq and is a predicted model, not a curated record. The coding region runs from base 1 to 714 and encodes 237 amino acids. Gene Ontology annotation, molecular function: dol-P-Man:Man(5)GlcNAc(2)-PP-Dol alpha-1,3-mannosyltransferase activity.
AUGCAAGAGGUAGAAGGGUUUAUUUCUGGUGAACGUGAUUAUUUGAAGCUCAAAGGAGACACUGGGCCCUUAGUAUAUCCUGCUGGGUUUGUGUAUAUAUACUCUUUCUUGUAUUUUUUGACAGACAAAGGAAAGAAUAUUCGUAUCGCUCAAUACUUUUUCGAAGCUCUUUAUCUAGUCAGUCAGUUUAUUGUGUGCUGCAUUUAUCACCAAUCAAAAAAAGUGCCACCUUAUGUCAUUCUUUUAUUGGGUUGUUCGAAACGUUUCCAUUCUAUCUUUGUUUUAAGAUGCUUUAAUGAUCCAGUUGCCAUGGUUUUUAUGUUUGCCUGUAUACUGGCAAUGACAUACAGACGCUGGACUUUAUCUAGUGUCUUAUUCAGUUUGGCAUUGUCCAUCAAAAUGAACGUAUUGCUUUUCUUUCCUGCUUUUGGAAUAAUUUUGUGGCAAGCACUUGGCGCAUAUCAAACUUUUGGACAGUUGGGGCUUAUGGUGAUGAUCCAGGGAGUUAUAGCCUAUCCAUUUUUGUCGACUUAUCCUUCAAGCUAUUUACAAAAGGCCUUCGAAUUUAAUCGUGUAUUUGAUUAUACUUGGACAGUUAACUGGAGAAUGUUAGAAGAGGAAACCUUUGUGUCUGGAUGGUUCGCAAAACAAUUGUUAGCUGGACAUGCAUUCACCCUACUUAUGUUUAUCCUGAAUAUAUGGUGCGAGCCGUAA